AUCAGUGCAAAGGUGUCCUAAUCAGUUGUUUUUGUCUUCUAGUAGUGCUUAUGAACUGCAGUCUGCUGAUAUCUGCAGACACCAAAAUGACGUGUGAAAAUUCUGACUUCCAUCUCCGUUGUGAAACUGGCGUGAUCUUUGUCAAGUCCGUAACGUUUGGUCGCCAAAGCACCCACACUUGCGGACUUGCAGGACUACAUUCUGACUUGGUUACUCUUAGGUGUUUAAAAGAUGUCCCUUUCAUCCUUAAGUUCUGGUGUAAUGGACAUGCAGAGUGUCUAUUAAGCAAGAAAACAGUUGCAGGAUCAGAUGCGUGUUUUUACACCUACAAGUACUACAACACCACCUACACUUGCAUCCUAACAAAAACAUGUGAGAUUUGUAAAGAUGGACACGGUGUCUUGAAAUGUGAACACGGUAAGAUUAAGAUAAUUGCUGCAGACUAUCAACAUAGAGACAAAACGACCUGCUUGGAAGGACCGCCAUUCAAGCGGGAACAAAACACUGACUGCUAUUCAACCCAUGCACUUUCUCUUGUGUCAGAAAGCUGUGAAGGGAGAGAGCACUGCUUUCUAUCAGGGACUGGUGAGAUCUUCAACGAUCCAUGUUAUGGCAUAAACAAGUACCUGCACAUCUCCUACUUCUGCGAGUCAGAUGAGAGCUGAUCUUGUGGAUUCGGACUCUUCAUUUGUAAGCUUCUCCACAUAACUAUACCAAAUAAAUCUUCCCUUACAAAAAUGAACAAUGUCUUAAUUACAAAUAAU
Messenger RNA from Danio aesculapii, 764 nucleotides. RefSeq names its product L-rhamnose-binding lectin CSL1-like. Gene Ontology annotation, molecular function: carbohydrate binding. NCBI's taxonomy places the organism in Eukaryota, Metazoa, Chordata, Actinopteri, Cypriniformes, Danionidae. The record is from RefSeq and is a predicted model, not a curated record. The transcript has 8 exons. The coding region runs from base 51 to 665 and encodes 204 amino acids.